AUGUCCUCUGUCAAACCAAGUGUGACCAAGCGUGCCUGCGACGGUUGUAAGAUUCGAAAGAUCCGCUGUGGCGGCGGUCAACCUUGCCGGUCCUGCGUUAAGGCCAAAAUCAAAUGUACUUAUGUCCGCGUUCAACAAUGUCGAGGACCGAGGCGAUUGCGCUCGACGACGCAGUUCCUGAUCGAGCAAGCGCAGGUUGGUGGCGAUAGCAAUAACUGCGAGGCUACGCACCGCUCGACUGAAGCAAUGCUUGAGAGGCUUCACCCGAAUACUACGCCUGCGCAUCCGGCCACGCACAUGGAAAGGUCGGUCGCAUCUGUUUUGUGCAAUGUGCCUUGCCGACACUCGGAUCUAACACACUAUAGUUCGCGCAUUCCUCUCGAUACCCUGACGUCUCCGCUUUCCAUAUACCACGUGCGCAUGUACCCGGUUUGGCCGAUUGUCAACGUCGAAGAGAUGGUGUCCGUCCUUCAGCAGGACGCUGGUCACAGUGAUGAUGAGGCCUAUGCAUUAUCGACUGCAGUAGCAGCAGCGACAAUUGCUCAACUGCGACUGGAGCAAGCUUCCAGCGCCCAGCAGACGAUCACAGCCGAGACGUUCGCAGCGGAAUGCUUGCGCGCUCGGAACUCAUGUCAUUAUCGGUCCCAGGUAAACCUAAACAGUAUCCGGACGUCCUUUUUUCUGCAUGUGUACUAUGAAAACCAAAAGCCCGGUGGGAGCGAAUCUCUGCUGCACUUACGAGAAGCGAUUUCCAUGGCUCAAAUAAUGGGUCUCCACCGAGAGUCCUCUUACAAUUCUCUGUCGUUCGAGGAGGAACAGCUGCGUCGGCGUGUCCUUUGGCUACUCUUUGUCACAGAACGAGGUGUCUGUAUUCUGCACAGGUACCCAGUCACAUUGAAAACCAAUAUCUCGGCCCCGGUAAUUGACGAAAACGACGAAUCCCACGUUCUCCCCGCCUUCCUCAAGCUCCUCAGUCUCUUUCAAAUCUUCGAGAAAUCAGGGAUGUUCGAUAUCAUCCAGGAUGAACACUCGGAGCUACAGCCAGGUACGAAUAGUGUGGGACGUGUCGAUUGGCCCUUCCUGGAAGGUCUUCAACGGAAUCUGCAGGACGGAUCGACGCUUUUCGAGCGUAUCUCAGACGUACAGAAGGCGGACUUGUGCGUCACUCGGCACUGGAUGCGAAUGAUUCUAUGGAAACUAUCCCCAAAACGCUAUCUGGGGUCUCCCCCGUCCGCCGACCGGUCCAUGUCCCUCUGCUUCCCACUCAACGUCGCCAAGGAGCUAGUGAGCAUCGUCUCGCAGCUACCUCGUUCCGCAGUCGAGGCGCAUGGUUUGGGCAUGGAGCUCAAGAUUUAUGAAAUUGCUAAUUCCCUGGCCGAUGCCAUUACGGAUCUCGCUGCGCUGCCAUUGUCCCCCGAAUGGGAUGAGGUACAGGUCAUCAUCGGACCCUCGUUAACAACGCCUCUUCGAAACCCAGGGAGCAGAAAGCGCCGGCCGUCCCCCACGGAAUUCGAAGAUAGCCAACAAAUGCAUCGGAUUACCGAGUUGACCAAUCAUGAUUCUACAAUAUCCACCUGUUUAGACCCACUUGCUUAUCCGUCCGACGCGAACGACUUGACCUACGCGUCAGUUUGUGAUAUGUCCUUUGCAAGUCAAGGGGAUGGUGUACAGAACCAAGUCCCACAAUACCCGGAUGUAAACAAUCUGUUUCAACCUACCUAUAACGAGACGACAUCCGAUUUCCUGUUUGAUCCAAGUAGCGUAGUCAUUGAACCACAGGAAAUGGCACCUUUGUCACCCAUCUGGUCGUCUUUUAUGCCGAUGAACGCAAUCACGGAGGACAUAGCGUCCCAGAUCCUACGAGCCUCAACCCAGGAUAUUCUCUUUCCUGGCGCUGACUUCCCGAACUUUGCUACAGGCACUGAUUUUGUUGGUCUCUACUGA
Messenger RNA from Aspergillus nomiae NRRL 13137, 1944 nucleotides. Its product is annotated as Zn(II)2Cys6 transcription factor. The record is from RefSeq and is a predicted model, not a curated record. Bases 1 to 1944 code for a protein of 647 amino acids. Gene Ontology annotation, molecular function: DNA binding; DNA-binding transcription factor activity, RNA polymerase II-specific; zinc ion binding. Gene Ontology annotation, biological process: DNA-templated transcription; regulation of DNA-templated transcription. The transcript has 3 exons. NCBI's taxonomy places the organism in Eukaryota, Fungi, Ascomycota, Eurotiomycetes, Eurotiales, Aspergillaceae.